Nyctereutes procyonoides (raccoon dog) is the source of this 3594-nucleotide messenger RNA. RefSeq names its product calcium homeostasis modulator family member 2 (gene CALHM2). NCBI's taxonomy places the organism in Eukaryota, Metazoa, Chordata, Mammalia, Carnivora, Canidae. Bases 2083 to 3054 code for a protein of 323 amino acids. The transcript has 2 exons. Gene Ontology annotation, molecular function: monoatomic cation channel activity. The record is from RefSeq and is a predicted model, not a curated record.
CCUGAGGCUUGCCAGGCGAGGGGAGUGUGGCAGGACUGCUCAAGGCUGCCCAGAGGGAUUGUCCUGGAGAGAAAGUCCCCUCACUGAGGCUCCUCACUCUAGGCAAGGCCAGUGGUGCCCCCCUCUCCCAGCCUGUCUUCUUGCCCUGACUGCUGUGCUUAGAGAUCCCACCCAGGCCCAGAUGUGACCCCCCUCCCUGACCUGAGGGACAGGGCCAGUAGUCUCAGAUGAUGGCCUGGCCCCGCCUCUGCUCACCACCCGCUGUGUUCAGAUAUCUUGUACCACGUUUUGGGCAGCUUAUGAACCCAGGGCCUCAUGAAAGUCAUGAGGAGCCUUGAAGCCAAAAGGGGAAGAGGCAGAGGCAGAGGGAGAGGAGCCUGCUUUAACCCAUUCAUCUCUGGCAACAUUACAAACUCUUUCCCAGGGAGAGGGAUGGAGCCCCUGGGCUGUGAGUGGGAGGAAGAGUCAGCUCCCUCCUCCUCCUGGCUCCCCACGUGGUCACCGAGCUCUGCCCGCCCCAUCUGGCAGCAUUGGCAGAGACCGGGUGUGGUGUUAGUGUAGAGAAGAGGCACAGAAGGAAAUAUGGCAGGGGUCCCCACCUGUUUGCUGUCCAUCCUUUCCCUCCAUUCCCUGGCUUCUGGCUGUGGACUUUUGUUUUUCAGCCCCCAGAGCAGGAGGACACGGGCCACACCCUGGCUAUACCCAUCUCUCUGCUUGUGUGGGUGGGGUCUAGAAAGAUCCCCAGGCGUGGCCACUUCCUGGCAGGCUGUCCACAUCCCAGACCAUGGCCGAGCAGGCUGGGGAUGAGCUGGUGGGGAUGGUAGAGCUUUAGUUUCCAUCCCUGUCACUGGCAGGCUGGGAAGCCCCCUGGGAGGCUGCUGGGUAGGGAAAGGGUGAUUGGGUGGGGAAGAGAAAGUUCGCCAGGGCUCUCAUGGAUGAGGACAGAGCACAGUCAGGAGACCAAGAAAACAGAGGACCCACCCUUAUCUGCUUCCCAAGCCUCCUUAUAGGGCAGGCUCAAAAGUCCUGCCCAGAUACCUCUAUACUGUGAUGGCCUCGAGAGAGGCACUUCCACUUCUUUAGGCCUUAGUUUCCUGAUCUUGGCAGGAAGGAGAGUCGUCUCCACUGCCUCACCUUUGGGAGCCACCUUAAAGCCUUGACAGGGUGAGAUGGAGGGUCUCACACAUAGGACAAUUGUCAGGCAUCAUUUAUUCCCUACAGCAUCCCUAUGGGGAGACCAAGGGCUGGAAUGAUUUGUCCUCCUUUCACAGAGCAGGACACUGAGAAAUAGAGAAAAGCCAUGAUGUAUGUUGAGAGCCAAGAUCUCCUAAACCAGUCUGGACUCUGAGGUCUCCCAAAUGAAAAGUUCUCAUGAACUCCAGGGACACUGUGCCUUGCUCGGCACUGACCAGGGGCCUUUCUCCACCCCACCCCACAGAGCUGAAUCAAACCCAAGUCCCUUACCUCCCAGGAAACCCAUUCCAGCUGUGAUGCCCAUCACACCUUCCAAAUAGUCCUAGGUCCCUCAGCGCAUUAGUACCACCUGGAGCCCCACAUCCUCCAGUGCCACAAGGCCAUUCUUCAUCCCUAAUUCAAGGGAAGCUUGUGGGAGUAACAAGAACCCAAGUGCCCAAGGCAGACACACAUGUGACCCUGGCAAGCCCCUCAGCCUCAGAAAGCCUCUGCUUUCUCUAUGCACAACAGGGAUACGACAGCUCAAUGUGGGAUCAUGACAACAGGCAAUGAGGGAUGGAAAGCAUCUGACACCCAGUGGGAACUCAGUGAGCAGUGGCUACCACAUCCCCUAGGCCCCAGGGCUCCCCAGAUCUCCCCCUUUCUCACCAGCAUGACCAUACCAGAUGCUCUCAAUUUCUUUCAGUUUUCAGAGGCAAACGUUUAUCAGUCAUCUACCACUCCACAGGAAGCACCAAACAGGCCACCAGAGGGGAUAAAAUGGCAAGACUGUGCCCUGCCUUCAGAUGCCCACCCACCUGCACUCCUUCCUAGUCCCAUUGGGAACCACCCAUCCCUGUCUCCUCCUGCCCCCACCCUCGCAGCUGGUCCCUGAGCUGACUUGUCACCAUGGCAGCCCUGAUUGCAGAGAAUUUCCGCUUCCUGUCGCUCUUCUUCAAGAGCAAGGAUGUGAUGAUUUUCAAUGGGCUGGUGGCACUGGGCACGGUGGGCAGCCAGGAGCUCUUCUCUGUGGUGGCUUUCCAUUGCCCUUGCUCACCUGCCCGCAACUACCUGUACGGGCUGACGGCCAUCGGCGUGCCUGCCCUGGCCCUCUUCCUCAUUGGGGUCAUCCUCAACAACCACACAUGGAACCUGGUCGCUGAGUGCCAGUACCGGAGGGCCAAGAACUGCUCAGCUGCCCCCAACUUCCUCCUCCUAAGCUCCAUCCUGGGCCGUGCAGCGGUGGCCCCUGUCACCUGGUCCGUCAUUUCCCUGCUGCGAGGUGAGGCCUAUGUCUGCGCUCUCAGCGAGUUUGUGGAUCCCUCCUCACUCACAGCUGGGGAGAAGGGCUUCCCACCAGCCCAUGCCACGGAAAUCUUGGCCAGGUUCCCCUGCGGGGAGGGCCCUGCCAACCUGUCAGGCUUCCGGGAGGAGGUCACCCGCAGGCUCAAGUAUGAGUCCCAGCUCUUCGGGUGGCUACUCAUCGGCGUGGUGGCCAUCCUGGUGUUCCUGACCAAGUGCCUCAAGCAUUACUGCUCACCACUCAGCUACCGCCAGGAGGCCUACUGGGCGCAGUACCGCACCAAUGAGGACCAGCUCUUCCAGCGCACCGCCGAGGUACACUCACGGGUGCUGGCUGCCAACAACGUGCGCCGCUUCUUUGGCUUCGUGGCACUCAACAAGGAUGACGAGGAACUUGUUGCCAGGUUCCCAGUGGAAGGCACACAGCCUCGGCCACAGUGGAACGCCAUCACUGGCGUCUACUUGUACCGUGAGAACCAGGGCCUCCCACUGUACAGCCGCCUGCACAAGUGGGCCCAAGGUCUGGCAGGCAAUGGGACAGCACCAGAAACCAUGGAGAUGGCCCCCCUCACCUCCUGAGGGUCCUUCAUCACACUCUUUGCAAGUGACAGUACUUGGGUUUCAAACUGAACUCCACUGCGUGCUCACAGCGGCAUCAGAUGGGGAUGAUUUUUUAAACUUUUUGGGGAAACAGGCCAGGAGCAAGGAGCACAAAGUAACCUGGGGUGUGGAGAGAGCUAGUAGACAAUGGGGUCCGCUCCCACAGGAAGGUUCUCAGACCUGAAGAAACCCCCUCUCCCGCUGCCACCAACCACUGGGGUCAACAGCUUUGGAAAAAAGACCCCUUUGCAAAAUUCGUCCUUAAUUAACUAGGACAUGGAUGACCUUUUACUGGUAGGACUCCAAGGCUGGGAAGCCCUGACCAGCAGAGCCAGGUAACCGUGAAACUCACCAGCAGACUCCUCGUACAGGAUAUCAUGCUAUUAAUGAUGGAUGUGUGACUGAUUGCAUAUGGUUACCUGGCUCAACAGCGCUCAGCCAGAAGAUGCCCUCCAGUGUAUGCUCUGGCAUUAUUUUAUAUACUUAAAUUUUUUAUAAAGUUUUUCUUAGUAUAAAGGA